Apis mellifera (honey bee) is the source of this 417-nucleotide messenger RNA. RefSeq names its product histone-lysine N-methyltransferase SETMAR-like. Gene Ontology annotation, molecular function: nucleic acid binding. The record is from RefSeq and is a predicted model, not a curated record. Lineage: Eukaryota; Metazoa; Arthropoda; Insecta; Hymenoptera; Apidae. The transcript is spliced from 2 exons. The coding region runs from base 1 to 417 and encodes 138 amino acids.
AUGGCGACUGAUAAAGUUCAUUUACGCCACUGUAUUUUAUACGAAUUUCAACAAGGAAGAAAUGCUACAGAAGCAUGUGAUUUCGAUCUUUCUAAUAAGCCACGUUCUGGGCGACCAUCUUUAAUCGACGACGAUGUUGUUAAGGCAAUGUUGGAGCAAGAUCUUUUUCUGACAACAUCGGAGAUUGCAGAAAGGCUUAAUUCAGCUCAACAAAUCAUUUCUGACCAUAUUCGGAAGAUAGGAUUGGUGUGGAAGUAUUCAAAAUGGGUGCCACAUGAAUUAAAUCAGAAAAAUUUGGAUAAUCGAGUUGUCAUAUGCACAUCUCUGCUUGUUCGGAACAAAAUCGAGCCCUUUUUGAACCGGAUGAUAACUGGGGAUGAAAAUAUGGAAAAUGGAUUACAUACAACAACAUUGUAA